This is a messenger RNA of Morchella importuna, 270 nucleotides long. RefSeq lists its product as uncharacterized. The transcript has 2 exons. The record is from RefSeq and is a predicted model, not a curated record. NCBI's taxonomy places the organism in Eukaryota, Fungi, Ascomycota, Pezizomycetes, Pezizales, Morchellaceae. The coding region runs from base 1 to 270 and encodes 89 amino acids.
AUGAAACACGAGGUUGCUGGUACAUACGACAAUAAUUCUACAAAGCAUGUACCCCACAGGUCCACAAGCACGCUGUGGCUGGAGGCCUUUCCGGAACUGGAGAUUUACAGAUGCGAACCCCAGCUCUCAACUGGGCGCAUAAUGGCGAUUAGGUUGAUGUCAGAGGCUCCAAGCACACUUUACUACAUGCAGCUCCUCGAUGAUCUCCCGCUUCAUCUCACGACACCCCUUCACAGCCGAGCUAGAGAAGCUGAUCAUAGCUCGGGGUGA